Messenger RNA from Mytilus trossulus (common blue mussel), 1956 nucleotides. RefSeq names its product E3 ubiquitin-protein ligase MSL2-like. Lineage: Eukaryota; Metazoa; Mollusca; Bivalvia; Mytilida; Mytilidae. Gene Ontology annotation, cellular component: MSL complex. The transcript has a single exon. The record is from RefSeq and is a predicted model, not a curated record. Gene Ontology annotation, biological process: protein ubiquitination. Bases 135 to 1301 code for a protein of 388 amino acids. Gene Ontology annotation, molecular function: ubiquitin protein ligase activity.
AGUCAAUAAUGUAUGACGUCAUCAAAACUUGUACACAUUUGAAUGUCGCACCUGUCAGGGAAAUUGAUAAACCUCUCAACAAAUUUGCUAACCAAAUACUAAUCAUGGAUUUUAAACAUGACAGUUGACAAGAAAUGAAUGCCUUAAAGUUUUAUCUAUCAACUUCCAAGUAUGUCAUGCAAGCAAACUUCGCCGAUCGUGAUUCAUGGAGCGAACUCUAUCGAUAUCUCCCAUAUUUACGUCAGGCGUUGUCAUGUUGUGUGUGUAGAAACAUAGUAAAAAUCCCGAUGGGGCCUAGUCAUAAAGUGUGCCAACACUUUGUUUGCAAGGAAUGUGUCGAAAAGCCAAUGACAAUUAAGCCGCAAUGCAGUUGGUGUAAAAAACGAGAAAGUUUUGAAGAAUCAACCCAACUUCGAAUGGUGGUUUCUUGUUUUAAGAAAAUUUGUGAAUAUGUUAUGAGCUCUCCUAUUGGCACGGAUCUCCAAGAACAGGCACACAAUGGAGAAACAAAUUCUUUAGUAACAAUAUUGGAAGAAGGUGUCCACUUCGAGGACGAUUAUCAGUCACCCCCAGUGAUCCCUAUUACAAUGCCUUCCCAGGUUCCAGUAUCCACAGCAGAGCAACCAGAACUUGCAGAAGAAUCAGAAAUAACAGAAUCAAUGGACAAACCUACAUGUAUGAAAAGUAAAUCAAAGCUGAACAUUCAGCCCAAAAUAAAAAUGGAUAUAGAAAAAAAAUCACACAGAAAAAAAAUCAGACUGAAAAAAUAUAAAUGGUAUACAAAACCUAAAAAGAAAGUACCAUUAAAGAAGAAUAAUGUAAAGAAUUCAAAACUUUCACAACGGAAUGAAAAUCUUGUCAAUGUCAUACCAUCAAAUGAAAUAAAAUAUGAGAUAAAGAGAGAAAGUAUAGAUGAGGGUCGACCAAAAUUAAAAGUUAAACUUCGAGCAAAGAAAGUUGACAAGUUCAAUGACAGAGAAUUUGGCAGUGAUUGUGAAACCUUGAAGGGCAAUUUUGUAGAUACUAUGAAGGUUGACAAGUGUACAAGCAUAGAACCCUCCAUAAAGAAAUUAAAAUUGAUAUUUGGUGAAAAUGAAUUCAAAGUUUGCAAAUGUGGAAGAGGAGGAACUUCAAGUCAACUAACUUGUCUAGGUCAAAGAUGUCCGUGUUAUGUGAAGAAGUUACCCUGUAUCAGAUGUAAAUGUAGAGGAUGCAGAAAUCCAAGGAAAUCUUUUGACUCUGAUACAGACCAAACUCUAAGGUCCUUCAAUUCUUCAGACCAUUUAUUUGUCUCCCUUUAGCAAAUGUUAAUUUUUAAAAUUCAUGAUUUUUAUUGUACAUGUACAUUAAUUGUAGUACUAUCAUGCAUACUUUCCAAUCUACAUUAUUUGGACUUUGGUGAAUAGUUGUCUCAUAAGCAAUCAUACCACAAUUCCUUAUUUUUUUUUAAUAUUUUGAGACAAACUGGUAAAGGGAGAUAAUAAUUUCAUAUAAAAAUUUGAGUUAUCUCUCUUUACUUGGCACAAAUGUAUAUAUUCAGACUUGUAUAGAACUACCCUUAGACUAACAGAAAGUUGAAUGUUUUAGUUAUUAGAUGCAAUAGUUAAAAUUGUGUAACAGAUUAUGGUGUAAAUACAUACAAAUAUUAGUAGCUUUCUAGUUGUUAAAAUUUAGAAAUUAUUAGGGUAUAUGAAGUAAUUGUUAGAUUUGCUACUAAUAAGGUCAAUACAGAUUAGAAUUUCUAGAAUUUCUGUUCUCUGGUCAACUCCUAAGAUACGCCUUUUUAUCAGGUGCCAGAAUGUGGUUUUAUAUCUUGUAAAACAUAUUUUAAUUCUUGUUCCAUGAAAAUGCACUUGUUGAUUUAAGUGUUUUAACCUUGUAGAUCUGAAAUGAAAUGCUCAUUUAUUGUGAAUGUUGUUUUGCCCCAUCAUUAUAAAAUUUAAUGUUAAUCAUGUU